Molecule: messenger RNA, 3057 nt
Organism: Balaenoptera acutorostrata (minke whale)
Lineage: Eukaryota; Metazoa; Chordata; Mammalia; Artiodactyla; Balaenopteridae
Gene: PLEKHH3
Product: pleckstrin homology, MyTH4 and FERM domain containing H3
Exons: 13
Coding region: 468-2846 (792 amino acids)
Biological process (GO): signal transduction
Cellular component (GO): cytoskeleton
Source: RefSeq, a predicted model, not a curated record
GGAGGCGGGGUCCCGGCACUGUGCUCGCGCCCCUAGCGCGCCAGUCCCGGGGCUGCAGGGAGCGCAGCGCGCUCGGCCCGGGCCCCGGCCACCGGACGCCCUACCGGACACGACCCUCCCUGGAGCUUGGACAACUGCCCACCUCGGACACUGCACCGGACACUGCCCCCCACAGGGCUGGACACUACAACGGACACUACUUCCCAGCUCCGGACAUUGCUCCCUCCUCCCCCACCCCCGCUUCCCCCCUCCCCCUCCGGGGGCCCAGACUCUGAGCCCCCCGCAGGCUCUAGCUAGCGACCCCUUGCACCCCAGAGCCAGACACCGCCUCCUCCCAGUCCCCCUCUCCCUUUCCCUCCUCCCUCCUCAUCUUUCCCCCCGCCCGGGUCGGAACCCCGCCAGUUUCUCCGACCCCCUGCAGCUCGGCCCCGGCUGCCCGCACCCCCAUCCCCCGGCUGCUCGCCCGGAUGCCUCUCCCCGGGGGAUUGUGGUGGCUCCUCUGCUGCCGUCGAGGCUUUACUCUUCUGCACCGGGACUACGGGGACGGCGAGCUUAGCGGGGACGGGGACGAAGACGAGGACGAGGAGACCUUUGAGCUACGGACCCCGAGUCCAGCGGGCGGCGGGAGGGGCCCCCUGGAUGUGACGCUGACUCAGCCUGUGAGGAGCGGGCCAGUCUCAGACAGGCUGCAAAGCUGGGAGGAGACACGGAGCCUCAUCCCGGAGAAGGGGCCGUCAGAAGACGACCCAGACGUCGUCGUGAAAGGUUGGCUGUACCGCGAGCCCCGCGGAGGAGGGGCGCGGCCCUGGUUGCCUCCGCGCCGAGCCUGGUUCGUGCUCACCCGGGACUCCUUGGACCAGUUCAGCAGCAGCGGGAAGGGGGCGCGGCGCCUCGGGAGCCUCGUGCUCACCAGCCUGUGCUCGGUGACCGGCCCUGAGCGCAGGCCCAAGGAGACCGGUCUGUGGUCAGUGACCGUGUCUGGCCGGAAGCAUAGCGUCCGGCUCUGCUCGCCCCGCCAGGCUGAGGCAGAGCGCUGGGGGGUGGCGCUGCGCGAAGUGAUAGCCUCCAAGGCGCCGCUGGAGACCCCCACCCAGCUGCUGCUCAGGGACAUUCAGGAGAGUUGUGGGGACCCGGAAGCUGUGGCCCUUAUUUACAGACGGAACCCAAUUCUGAGGCACACUAGUGGGGCCCUGUAUGCCCCACUUCUGCCCCUGCCCUACGGAGUCAGUGCCCCAGGUCCGGGCUACGCUCCCUUGCGCGAGGAGGCGGUGCGGCUGUUCCUGGCGCUGCAGGCCCUGGAGGGGGCGCGGCGCCCCGGGCCCCUGAUGCAGGGUGUGCUCCAGACCUGCCGGGACCUGCCCGCGCUCCGAGACGAGCUCUUCCUGCAGCUGGCUAAGCAGACCUCGGGCCCCGCAGGCCCCCCCGGGCCUCCAGCUACCCAAGACCCUGCGGCCCUGCGGUACUGGCAGCUCCUCACUUGCAUGAGCUGUACCUUCCGGCCUGGCGGACCUGUACGGGGGCACCUCCUGGGGCAUCUGGAGAGGACUGAGCAGGCGCUCCCGGACUCGGAACUGGCGGAAUACGCGCGCUUCAUACGAAAAGCGCUGGGCCGGACGCGCGGCCGGGAGCUGGUGCCCUCGCUGGCAGAGAUUUCUGCGCUGAGCCGACGGCAGGAGUUGUUGUGCACCGUGCACUGUCCGGGGGCUGGUGCCUGCCCUGUGGCCAUAGACUCCCACACCACGGCGGGAGACGUUGCUCGAGAGCUGGUGGGGCGGCUGGGCUUGACCCGGAGCCGCAAUGCAUUCGCGCUGUACGAGCAGCGAGGGGCCCAGGAGCGAGCCCUGGCCGGGGGGACUCUCGUGGCCGACGUGCUCACCAGGUUUGAGAACUUGGCGGCGGAGGAAGCCGGGCUGGAGGACCCGCCGGACUCCAGCUGGAGACUGUGUCUGCGUCUUCACGGACCACUGCACCCUGAGGGGCUGUCCCCAGACGGUCACGAACUGCCCUUCCUCUUUGAGCAGGCUCACGCUCUGCUGCUGCGCGGCCGGCCAGCCCUGCCCGACGACACGCUGCGCGCCCAGGCGGCGCUGCGCCUGCGGAGUCUGCACCGAGACUUCUCCCCGCGGGCGCCCCUGCCGCGCCUGGACCGCUUGCUGCCCACCCCGGCCCCGCCGCGUGAAGACCCUCCCCGCCCGGUGCCCAGGCCUCCCCGCUCCGCCGCCCUGCUGGCCGGGGCAAUCUGGAGCCCGGGCCUGGCCAAGAGGCGGGCGGAGCGGGCCCGGCGCGGCGGGGCCGGCCGCCCGGCGGGAAGCGUGGCCCGCGAGGGAGGAGGUGGCGCCGGCACGGCGGCUGCUGUGCUGGGAGGCUGGAAGCGGCUACGGGGCAUGGGCCGAGCUGAGGCCAUGGCUGCCUACCUGGCUCUGGCGGCGCAGUGUCCAGGGUUCGGCGCUGCUCGGUAUGACGUUCUGGAGCUGAGCACGGAGCCUGGUGGGGGCGCUCCACAGAAGCUAUGCCUGGGCCUGGGAGCCAAGGCCAUGUCCCUCUCCCGACCGGGUGAGACACAGCCCGUUCACAGUGUCAGCUAUGGCCGUGUGGCCGCCUGCCAACUAAUGGGCCCCCAUACCCUGGCAUUGAGGGUGGGAGAGAGCCAGCUCCUCCUGCAGAGUCCCCAGGUGGAAGAGAUCAUGCAGCUGGUGAAUGCCUACUUGGCCAACCCCUCCCCUGAGAGGCCCAGCAGUAGUCCUCCUCCAUGCCAAGACCUGCCAGACACCUCCCCUCCCAGCCAGCACCCGGGCCUGGACGAGCCCCAGGGACAGUCUGGCUGUUUGGGGCAGCUGCAGGACUGAGCUUGCCAAGAGGUCACGACCUCCCUCUUGCCUCCAUCCUGGACUUGGACUGCUCUGCGAUUUCAGGGAACCAUGGACCCUUUUGGCCCUGCAGGGACAGGGCACACCCCACACCCAAGGGCUGCAAUGGGUGCAGACAAUUUUCUAGUUUGUUUCUUAAUUUAUUUGUAGAAGAGAAGACACACACAAAAAAAUUCCUUAUUUACACAAA